GAGCAAGCGAGUCCGCCCAGGAAGAGGGCGGGAGGCCGGAAGAAGAAGCUGACACCUGGCGAGCGCCAGAAGCUGAUCCAACUCGCCAGAGCCAACCAGAAUGUGUCGUCCGAGGUGUUGCGAAAACUUUUUAUUCAGCAAAUGCACAUGGACAUCAGCUCUCGCACCAUUAGGCGAGAGCUGAUUCAAGCAGGAAUGCAGAAAUUCAGGUCUUCCAACGCUAGCAAGUCUCCGUGGCAGGGCGGGACCGGAAGUAUGAGCCCUCAAUUGGCUGGAGAUGCGCGUGGUUGUGGCGUGCUCACUUGGGCUCCAAAUGCAGCGUCAGAUUCAGGGUGCGAUAAUGGUAAUGCCAGGUUCAGCUAUUGAUCUGAUUAAUAAUCAUGGGCAGCAUGAGCUGGAAAUUAUAUAAAUUACUGGCCCAGAUAUUGAAGUUGGGUAUUUAGAGUGGUUAAUAUAUCUGUUAUGAAAAAUCUAUGCUGUAUCAGCGGCUUUACAAAAUAGUGAAAUAUUAGACUCUUAUUCAAGCAAAAUGCCCAGUGGUUCAACAGGGCGGGACUACGGAAUUCAACUUUCGACGGAUCUGUAAGAUAGGCAAUAAAUGGGACUCUGUAUUUUAAGAAAAGACAAUAAAUGUACAGCGUUUAAA
Penaeus monodon (black tiger shrimp) is the source of this 646-nucleotide messenger RNA. RefSeq lists its product as uncharacterized. Lineage: Eukaryota; Metazoa; Arthropoda; Malacostraca; Decapoda; Penaeidae. The record is from RefSeq and is a predicted model, not a curated record.